Molecule: messenger RNA, 2096 nt
Organism: Tachysurus fulvidraco (yellow catfish)
Lineage: Eukaryota; Metazoa; Chordata; Actinopteri; Siluriformes; Bagridae
Gene: cabp2a
Product: calcium binding protein 2a
Exons: 7
Coding region: 588-1364 (258 amino acids)
Molecular function (GO): calcium ion binding
Source: RefSeq, a predicted model, not a curated record
CUCUCUCUCUCUCUCUCUCUCUCUCUCACUCACUCUCUCUCUGUUUACUUUGUCAGCGCUCAGCUCUUGUCAUCAGCACCAAUGUGAUUUUACUUUCAUUGGCGUGUAAUCUCAAAUGUUCCAGAUUAAAGAAAACCCUGCAGUGCCCCCUAAUUUCCUCAUCCCCACCUUCUUCCAUCCCUCCCUCUCUCCGUACCAUUUCCCUCUACAACUCUCUCUUUCUCCCUUCCUUCAUCGCCUGAAUGCUUAUUUGAAUGAGUUGCUGGUGUUCCUACAUAGUAGAUGGUAUGUUUUUUUGAAGAAACUUCACCUAAAGGGACAAAGUGAGGCAGAAAACAGCAUGGCGAGACGCUGAGAAGUAAUAAAGAGAAAAUGGACAACAAAUCUAACAAAUGAGAAAAGAGGUUAAAACAGUUGAGAUAAGUGGAAAGCUUCUCCCAUCAUCUGAUCUAUUGAAUUGCAAAGGAGGUGUAAUAUCUGAGCACAGGAAGUAACAGUGAGUUAAGGAGAACAAAGUGGGAGCAAAAGGGGGAUCGAGAGAGUGUGAAAGCAAGUGAAGGCAAGGAGAGCUAGAGCAAAAACAAGGAAUGGGAACCAAGCCAUCCAAAAGAGAUAAUAUAAAGGGUGUUGUGUCCAUGGACUCCGGCACAGCGGCAAUGCUUGGAGUUCUGCAGAGUACAAGGGGCAGAAACGUUGAAGAUGAGGAGUCAGGGAAUGAGCAAGAGUAUGACGAGCCUCUAUAUGCUCUGGUCCAGAACUGUACCGUGCUGCAUAACAUCGUAGGUCCUGCCUGCAUCUUUCUCCGACAGAGCUUUGCACAGGCCCAGCUUCCCAACACUAUCUCCUCCCUCCUGAUGAACCUUAGAUUGAAGACUUGUCUACUGGCAAGCACCUUGUUUCUUGACAGAAAUCUGAGGCCAGAAGAAAUUGAAGAGCUAAAGGAAGCCUUCAAGGAGUUUGACAGGGAUAAGGACGGCUUCAUCGGCUGUAAAGAUCUGGGCGAGUGCAUGAGGACAAUGGGCUACAUGCCAACAGAGAUGGAGCUGAUUGAGCUGAGUCAGCAGAUCUGCGGAGGCAGAGUUGACUUUGAUGACUUUGUGGAGCUGAUGGGGCCUAAAAUGUUGGCCGAGACAGCAGAUAUGAUUGGAGUCAAGGAACUGAGAGAUGCUUUUAGAGAGUUUGACUCUAAUGGUGAUGGUCAGAUUAGUCUGGUGGAGUUGAGAGAGGCCAUGAAGAAACUCAUGGGUCAGCAGCUGAACCAAAGAGAAAUUGAUGAGAUCCUCAGAGACGUGGACCUUAAUGGAGAUGGCUUAGUCGAUUUUGAGGGUAAGAGACAGAGCAAAGAAAAAUUUAACAGCUUGUGAAAAGCAUCUAUCACAAACGUUUUUGCAUCUUAAUCACGAUAUGAUUGUUCUGUUAAUGGGAUAUUGGGGAGAAUUUAUUUCCAGGGAACUUGUGUUUUAUUUCCAAAAAUUCCUUGAUAGAUAGAUAGAUAGAUAGAUAGAUAGAUAGAUAGAUAGAUAGAUAGAUAGAUAGAUAGAUAGAUAGAUAGAUAGAUAGAUAGAUAGAUAAGCAAGAUCUGGGGUUGUAUUAAACCUUUGAGGUCAUCUAUAAUCAGUAAAAAAAAAAGUGUUUAAUCACCACUUUGGGUGAAAUACCGAAUAUAGUAAAUACUGAGACCUUGGAAUUAUAUGGUCAUCUCUAAAAAAUUAUUUCAUUUCAAGAUGUAUAGCCAGUUCUGAGCCUCAAAAAAAAAUUUUCUCUGCUUUUUAUUGAUUUCCAGAGUCAACCUAAUUGUCAAAUAUUUGAAAUUUUUUAUGAUUUGUUUUAUCAAAAACAUUUUUAUUUAAAUCCUUUCAAUGUGCUUAACCUUACUGAUAUUUUUCUCUGCAGAGUUUGUGCGUAUGAUGUCUCGCUAAACCCACAAGUAAACACGAAAGACCAAUAAAUCUGUUCAGUUCUGCUAUGAAGAGAGAGAAAGAGAUAAUACCUGUCAAGCAAAAAACAACCCAAUGUAGCAUAUUUUUCUUUUCUGUUUUUGUUUAAUGAUUGAUGUAACGAACCUGAACUAUUCCAAGUAAACUCAUCUCAUUUAA